Messenger RNA from Carassius carassius (crucian carp), 1317 nucleotides. Its product is annotated as CD209 antigen-like. NCBI's taxonomy places the organism in Eukaryota, Metazoa, Chordata, Actinopteri, Cypriniformes, Cyprinidae. The transcript has 4 exons. Bases 1 to 1302 code for a protein of 433 amino acids. The record is from RefSeq and is a predicted model, not a curated record.
AUGUUACAAUGCAGUUUAAGAGAUCAAACAGAGAAAGACCAGUUACGAAUCAGUUUCAACUCUUUGAGUCAGAAGAACCUGGAGCUGGAGACCAGAGUCAAUGAUCUCAAUGCUGAGAAGGGUCAGUUGGAGACCAGAGUCAAAGAUCUUUCUACUAAGAAAGGCCUGUUGGAGACCAGAAUCAAUGAUCUCACAGCUGAAAAAAGCCAGUUACAGACCAACUUCAACUCUUCGAAUCAGAAGAACCAAGAGUUAGAGACCAGAGUCAAUGAUCUUACUACUAAGAAAGGCCAGUUGGAGACCAGAGUCAAUGAUCUCACUUCUGAGAAAAGCCAGUUACAGACCAACUUCAGCUCUCUAAGCCAGAAGAAACUGCAGUUAGAGACCAGAGUCAAUGAUCUCACUGCUGAGAAAGGCCAGUUACAGACCAGCUUCAACUCUUCGAGUCAGAAGAAACUGGAGUUAGAGACCAGAGUCAAUGAUCUUACUACUAAGAAAGGCCAGUUGGAGACCAGAGUCAAAGAUCUCACUGCUGAGAAAAGCCAGUUACAGAGCAACCUCAACUCUCUAAGUCAGAAAAAAAUGGAGCUGGAGACUAGAGUCAGAGAUCUCACUGCUGAUACAAGCCAGUUACAAACCAACUUCAACUCUUCGAAUCAGAAGAAACUGGAGCUGGAGACCAGAGUCAAUGAUCUUACUACUAAGAAAGGCCAGUUGGAGACCAGAGUCAAAGAUCUCACUGCUGAGAAAAGCCAAUUACAGAGCAAACUCAACUCUUUAAGUCAGAAGAAACUGGAGCUGGAGACCAGAGUCAAUAAUCUCACUGCUGAGAAAAGCCAUUUAGAGAGCAACUUCAGCUCUCUGAGUGAGAAGAACCUGGAGUUAAAGAGCCGAGUCCGGUCUAUGAGUGAAGACGAGUCAAAGAAAUUUUGUUUUUUCAUGUCCACUGAGUCGAGCUGGUCUGACAGCAGACAGUACUGCAGGGAUCGUGGAGCUGAUCUGGUCAUUAUCAACACUGAAGAGAAGCAGAGGUUCAUAUCUUCAUUAGUCAGUGAGAGAGUGUGGAUUGGUUUGUCUGACACAGAGAACGAGGGCAUCAUGAAAUGGGUGGAUAAUUCAACACUGAAACAAGGGUUUUGGGUCAAAAAUCAGCCAAAUAACCAAAAUGGAAAUCAGAACUGUGUUGAAAUGAAUUAUAAUAGAGGGAAGACAGGAUGGACACCGCUGAACAGCUGGAAUGAUUUUUCAUGCUUAGAGGUGAAGAAAGGGUUUUGUGAGAAACAGGGUUCAUCCCAAAUAUAAUUAUAUAUAAUACAU